Messenger RNA from Mucor mucedo, 656 nucleotides. RefSeq lists its product as uncharacterized. The record is from RefSeq and is a predicted model, not a curated record. The coding region runs from base 28 to 591 and encodes 187 amino acids. The transcript is spliced from 3 exons. Lineage: Eukaryota; Fungi; Mucoromycota; Mucoromycetes; Mucorales; Mucoraceae.
AAGAUCCUCUAAAGACCAAAAGUCAAUAUGCGUGCCUUCUCUGUCUUAGCUACUAUUACUGCUGUCGCUCUUUCUGUCAGCGCUGCCCCUCAAAAUAAGCGCGCCAUAAGCGACAAUGUUCAAAGUUGUGUUAAUGGAUUGACUUCUUCUAAUGUCAAACUUUUGGAGCUUUCAGAGGCUCUUAAAGUAUUUAAAAGAGCUGAUGGAUACACUGGUGCUCUUUCUCUUCAUACUCAUGAGCAGGCUCUUGAUGCUGCCUUCAAUAUUACUAGCACAGAUUGUUGCGCUAUUACCUCGACUGUUUCUGAUGAAGAAGCUACUGCUAUAUUUGGCCUUGUUGGUGACUUUGUCCCUGACAUUAUUAACUCUUUUGACAUCAUCAUUUCCAAAAAACCCGAAUUGGAUGCUAUCUUUUUGGCUACUAGUAUUGCCAAGGCCGAUAUUAAGACUUUGUCAGGUUAUCUUAGACAAGUGGAUGGUUGUUUGAUUGCUGUAACUCCUGAGCCUCUUCUUGCUACUGUUCAAUCCUACAUGGAUACCAUUGAUACUAAGCUUAUAGCUACUUAUGCCGCCUACAAUAUCACGUCUUAAUUUAUUUAUUUAUUAUUACAAUUCAUAUUUAAAUAAAUAUAAUGAUGGAUGUUAAAUUUUGUCCU